AGCGAAAAGGAAAUGUGUCAUCUGUGGUUUGGUUUGAAAAGUGGAAAACUAGCUGCACAUGUCUUUUUUUACUGCAGAUUUACUUUAACGUUCAGGUUUCUCCAAGUCUGUUCUGCUUUAAAUUACUUGGAAGCUGUGCCUCAAGACAAGAAAAGAAGUGGCUUAUUAAAUAAGGUUAUAAUCAGAUUUUGAUCAACGAUUUUGUAAGAUUACCAGUAUACCCAUGGACAUGAAACUCAUUCGACAUUACAUGCAUCUUGCCUUUCUGAUGACAACAGUUUUUUCUUUGUCUCCUGGAACAAAAGCAAACUAUAUCCAUCUGUGGGCUAACAAUACUACUGUCUGGGAUCCAGAUAUUCAAAAUAAGACAGGCAGAAACCAAAAUCAAAACAUUAACACAAACUCUACAACAUCUAAAGUAGAGAAAAAAAGUAAUUCUACAAAUAUGCCUGAAAGAGCAACAUCAUCUCAUAUCAUAUCUUUAACUCCUAAAUCUGAACUGGAGUUGUAUACAGCUUCUGUUACUAGGAACAGUUCCCCACCAUUACAGAACAUCAAAAACACAAGCAAAAGUCACAGUGAAAUUUUCAAGAAAGAUGUCUGUGAGGAAAACAACAACAAAAUGGCUAUGUUAGUUUGCUUAAUUAUAAUUGCAGUGCUUUUCCUUAUCUGUACCCUUCUAUUUCUGUCAACGGUGGUUCUGGCAAAUAAAGUCUCAUCUCUCAGACGAUCAAAACAAGUAAGCAAGCGUCAGCCUAGAAGCAAUGGCGAUUUUCUGGCAAGCAGUGGUCUGUGGUCUGCUGAAUCAGACACUUGGAAAAGAGCAAAACAGCUCACUGGGCCCAACCUGAUGAUGCAAUCUACUGGAGUGCUCAUGGCAACAAGGGAAAAAAAAGAUGAAGAAGGAACUGAAAAACUCACUAACUAACAGAUGCUUUAGUAAAGAAAAAGGCAAAGUAACAAUGAGGAACUUUAUGGAGUAAUACCAAAGUCAGUUUGAUAUUUAAUGCCAACAUGUUGGUCUGAUGGUCUAAAAUUUGACAUCAUAGACCUUGCAAUUUUAGACUUAGGCAGGUGAAAAUGGGAGAAGUAUGCCUGCUUACUUAAGUUGUGCACUUUCAUUCUGACACUGAAUAUUUUAAAAAGCAAAUAAUAAAACAACCAAAAAUUUAGGCAAGUUUUUAAAGAUAUGUUGAAGGAACUAACAAAGGCAGAAAGGGACAAUUAAAUAUUUUUUGUUCAACAACAGUAGUUAGAUGAUCUUUGUCUGAAUAUAAGUAAACUUUGAAGAGUUUUAGUGUGUCUUUAGAGACAAGUAUAUGCUUUAACAUCUAACAAGUCAAAUUUCUAAUGCAUAGAGUUGAACUGUAUAGUUUAAUGGUACCUUCUUUGCUGAAUGUGACAAAAUCUAUACCAACUCUUAUAUCAACACAGCUAAUGUCAUGCUGGAUGUUUUCAUCUUUAGACACACAUAAGAAAGUGUUUUUCUACUAUAAAUAUUUAAUUAAAACUUUUAAUUUUGUAUAAUAAAUUAAGACUUGUUAGAAUAAAACUGACUAUGCAUAUUUGCAUUCAUUUGCAUUACCUGAGGGAACAGAGGCAAAGAUCAAUUAAGAAACAGAGCACAACUGAAACAGAUGAGAUUUAU
Pteronotus mesoamericanus is the source of this 1648-nucleotide messenger RNA. RefSeq names its product ecotropic viral integration site 2A (gene EVI2A). Bases 224 to 928 code for a protein of 234 amino acids. Gene Ontology annotation, cellular component: membrane. The record is from RefSeq and is a predicted model, not a curated record. The transcript has 2 exons. NCBI's taxonomy places the organism in Eukaryota, Metazoa, Chordata, Mammalia, Chiroptera, Mormoopidae.